This is a messenger RNA of Fusarium pseudograminearum CS3096, 1305 nucleotides long. RefSeq lists its product as uncharacterized. Gene Ontology annotation, molecular function: RNA helicase activity; ATP binding; RNA binding. The transcript has 5 exons. Lineage: Eukaryota; Fungi; Ascomycota; Sordariomycetes; Hypocreales; Nectriaceae. Bases 1 to 1305 code for a protein of 434 amino acids. Gene Ontology annotation, biological process: mRNA splicing, via spliceosome; mRNA export from nucleus. The record is from RefSeq and is a predicted model, not a curated record.
AUGUCUCACGAGGAAGAUCUCAUCGAUUACUCCGACGAGGAGAUCGGUGGCAACGAGACCGCCGCGACUGCCUCCAACGGCAAGAAGGGCGAGCUCGCCGCCGGUAACAAUGUCGACAAGAAGGGCAGCUACGUUGGUAUUCAUUCGACCGGUUUCCGCGAUUUCCUCCUGAAGGCUGAGUUGCUUCGCGCCAUCGCCGACUGCGGUUUCGAGCAUCCAUCGGAGGUCCAACAAACCUGUAUCCCCCAGGCGCUCCUCGGUGGUGACAUUAUCUGUCAGGCCAAGUCCGGUCUGGGUAAGACAGCUGUCUUCGUUCUUGCUACGCUUCAGCAAGUCGAGCCCGUGAACGGAGAGGUCUCCGUGGUUGUCAUGUGUCACACUCGUGAGCUGGCCUACCAGAUCCGCGACGAGUACAACCGCUUCAGCAAGUACAUGCCCGACAUCAAGACCGGUGUCUUCUAUGGUGGUACUCCCAUCAAGACCGAUGUGGAGACACUCAAGAACAAGGAGACCUGCCCUCACAUCAUUGUCGGUACUCCUGGUCGUCUCAAGGCUCUUGUCCGUGACAAGGCUCUGCGUCUUGGCAGCGUUCGCAUCUUUGUCCUCGACGAGUGUGACAAGAUGCUCGAUCAGCCUGACAUGCGCACUGAUGUGCAGGACGUUUUCCGUGCUACUCCUCAGCAGAAGCAGGUGAUGAUGUUCUCGGCCACCCUUUCCGAGGAAGUCAAGCCUAUCUGCCGAAAGUUCAUGCAGAACCCUACCGAGCACUACGUCGAUGAGGACACCAAGCUCACUCUCCACGGUCUCCAGCAGUACUACAUCAAGCUGGAAGAGAAGGAGAAGAACCGCAAGCUCAACGAGCUCCUGGAUGAUCUCCAGUUCAACCAGGUCAUCAUCUUUGUGCGCAGCACUGUCCGCGCCACUGAGCUUGACAAGCUUCUCCGAGAGUGCAACUUCCCUUCGAUCGCCGUUCACUCUGGUGUCAGUCAGGAAGAACGUAUCCGUCGUUACAAGGAGUUCAAGGAGUUCAAGAAGAGAAUCUGCGUUGCUACCGACGUUUUCGGACGAGGUAUCGACAUUGAGCGUAUCAACCUGGCGAUCAACUACGAUCUGUCCAACGAUGCCAGCUCUUACCUGCACCGUGUGGGUCGUGCUGGACGAUUCGGUACCAAGGGUUUGGCCAUCUCGUUCGUCAGCACCGACCAAGACCAAGAGGUGCUCAAGGAAAUUGAGAAGCGAUUCGAGGUCGCUCUACCUGAGUUCCCCAAGGAGGGUGUCGACGCCAGCACUUACAUGGCUUCUUAA